This is a messenger RNA of Cheilinus undulatus (humphead wrasse), 2443 nucleotides long. RefSeq lists its product as uncharacterized. Lineage: Eukaryota; Metazoa; Chordata; Actinopteri; Labriformes; Labridae. The transcript is spliced from 13 exons. Gene Ontology annotation, molecular function: protein binding. The coding region runs from base 186 to 1901 and encodes 571 amino acids. The record is from RefSeq and is a predicted model, not a curated record.
CAUCCGGCGACACGUCUCUCAAAUAUAGCUCAGCGAACCGUUGGAUACGUCGUUAUUAAUUUAAUCCUUUCUGGGCUUUUCAUUAAUAUGAAAUGUUGUUUCUUUGACGUGUUGAGUGUCAGCCUGCUAGUUUGAAGUGUUUUAUUUUUAAACUAAGGGCGCCUUAGUCAAGCCCAGGACCUCAAAUGGGUGAGGUGAGGAAGCUGCAGAAGAAGUUGAGACAGAUUGAAAAUCUGGAAAUAAAAAUCAGUCUUACCCCAGAGGAGAGAUUCAAGAUCUCCAGGAAGGCGGAGCUGCGUUCCAGAUUGGCUGAGCUUCAGCUGCAGCUUUCUGGCCCGCAGCAAACUCUGGGGAUUGUGGGAGACGGAAAAAAGGAGAAGAUGAAAAGACAAGUGGAGGAUGCCCCCGAGGCCCUUCCAUCACAAAUGCCUCCAGCCUCCAAGAUCCUUAGGGGAGAAAAAGAGUCCAGAGCUCGAGAAACGCCAGCGCUGGCUGCCAGGCAGAGGGAAACAGGAGGGGGAGCGGAGACAGGCGGAUGGCAGGAGAGGACGGAGGAGCCCGUGAAGGUGUCAGAUCACUGCCCAGAUGUUUCAGGAGGCGAUUUGGAGUCUGACAACAUGGACCAGGAAGAGGCAGAAUUUACAUCCCUCCAGUUGUCGUGGGAGAAGACGAAGUUCCGCCUGAGGCUGUUGGAGGGCCACAAUGACAUUGUCACCUGUGUGGUUGCUGUUGACAACCUGGUUGUUUCUGGAAGCCGAGAUACGACAGUCAAGGUGUGGCACGUUCCCACAGCAACGGAGCACAAGAACCUGGGGGGUCACACUGGUGGGGUCACCUGUCUGUCUGCGCCUCCCCCUGAGUACUGCAGGAGGCUGGCCUGGUCCCUGUCUCUGUCCGACAAGGAGAGAUUUAUUUUGAGCGGCUCGGCAGACUGCUAUGUGAAGAUCUGGGCCCUGAGCAUUGGGCAGUGUGUAAAGUCGAUCUACACGUUUAACACUGUGACUGCGCUCUGCUUUGUGCCAGAGGGAGACGGCUAUAUCAUCACUGGGUCAGAUGGGGGGAAAGUUCAAGCCUGGAGCUGGCACAUUUUCGAGAACUGCCAGUCAAUCAAUGCUCACCAGGAAGCAGUCACCUCCAUCCAGUCUCAGGGUCCACUGGUGUUCAGUGGCUCGGCUGAGGGAGGGGUGUCUGUGUGGGAGAACCGGUGUUCGGAUCGAGACCCCCUGAGGCUGCUGCACCACUGGAGCGGCCAGGUGACGGGCUGUGGAGGGGGGGCGGGGGGCCGCGUGACCCUCAGCCCACGGGGAGAUCGAGUGUUUCUGGCUCAUGGUCGAGCCUGGCUCAAGAUCCUGCACUGGAGGAAUGGAACCAUGUCCAGACUGACCAAUCACAGCAGCAUCGUCGGGGUAACAGAUUGUGUUCACCAGACAGGAGGCCUCCUAAUUGGCUCCUGCUACGAUGUGGCAAAUGGAGAGAGUUCACUGAACAUCUUCUCUUUGCCUCAGUGUCGGUACCUGGCCUCUCUGACCUGGCCUCACGCUCCCAGGAUCCUCUGCUUUGCAGCAUGGACCACAGGGAGUGGAGACCACCGCUGGGUCACAGGAGGUCGAGACCUCAUCGUAUGGGAACAGCUCCCGAGUUCUGGGAAGCAAAGGGGUGACGUCACAGUGAGGAGAGACAAUCGGUUGGAGUCCUGCUCACUGGAGUCAGAGGGAGACACAGAAGAUGACGAGGAGACUGAUGUCCUAAUAGCCUUACCCCACUUCCUAACCCCCAAUGGACAUCACGUGACUGCAAAGAACCUAAAGAACUAUGGACACUUAGCACCCUCAACGAAUGCCAUAUUGCUGAUUAGCAGAUAUGGUACUGUCAAUAUGCACACUAACUUUAGCAUCCGCUAGCUAGCUAGCCUGUUACUAGCAACAACGGCACGUUUUAAUUAAGAAAACGGCAGUUACAGUAAAAUAACUUGUUUUCUUAAAGGGAACAAUGUUAAAAUAACAUACACAUUAAAUGAAUUUAAAACUAAGAGAAAAUAGCCAUCAAAUUUGUUGACAUUUGUUUUCUUUUCCUGUAAGUGUAAAAUUGCUGUGUGCGAUUUAGGAAAACACUAACCUGACAUAAUUAAGAAUUGUGUACCUUGUUUAAAUAUACUGUGAUAAACAGAAAUAUAUGAUUUGUGAUUUUUUUUUUUCUUCAAAUUGUAUUCUGAUUAGAGUUAAUAUGAGCCAAUGAGGGAUUACCAUUUUGAUGGCCAGUGGGUUCAUCAUGUUCUUACUGGUUUCUGUUGGAGCUGUUAUUGUACUGUUAUCAUUACCUUUCUUUAAAUUAUGACUUUUACUCGUAUGUUUGGACUUUAAUAGUGUAAUUUAUCAAGAUCCAGACAGAUAAAUAGAUAGACAGACAGAAAGACAGACAGACAGCUAGAUGUCGUGACGAAUCC